Molecule: messenger RNA, 786 nt
Organism: Pocillopora meandrina
Lineage: Eukaryota; Metazoa; Cnidaria; Anthozoa; Scleractinia; Pocilloporidae
Source: the annotation of a GenBank genome assembly
AUGAAUCAUGCUUUCCUUCAACAGGUUCUGGCGAGAUUAUAUUUCAGUUCUGACUUCUGUUGGUGGGUUUGGGUUAUUUACACCAACAUAACCUCCUCAGUUAUCAACAGCUGCUGGCUCUCUUUGUUCUUUCACCCAAAAGGCAAGGAUGCCCCCUUUACCCUCUCUUAUAUUGCCAGGUAGAUGAGAUUUAAGUCAAGCUAUCUGACAAGACUCAAGCAUUCAGGGAAUUCAAAUCCCUGACUCUCAUAAUUAAGUAAGCAAUGUGUCUCAAUGCACCAAUGAAACCACUUAAAUAUUGGCAAAUGAUUACUCCAUUGUCAAGGCUUUUAACAUUGUUAUCAUUUUGUUAAAAAAAAUUAAAAACAGACUAAAAAAUGGACUGAAAACUUUCCAUUCUUAUCUUGUGUUUCUCUCUUUCACUUUUCAUCAGUAAUCAUUACAAUAAUUGUAUUAGUUUUCCCAAUAGUAACUGUAUUUAACUUCAUUGUAAUAGUGACACUGUACAGUAAAUGUCUUAUUAUUAAUAUAAUUAAAUUGUUUUAGAGCGAUUAUGUUAAUUUUGGUGAAAUGCUCACAACAGCAAUUGCACAGCUGUUGUUGGCCAAACCUUGUUUCUGUGUAGUAAUUUUAAUUAUGUCUGUAACUUGUUCUUUAAAUGUGAUUUUUAAAAAAACAAACAAACCAAUAAUUAACAUUUUUGAGUAAGGCUCUGGCUCACAACUAGAUCCAAAGAAAACUGAGGGCUUAAGGAUUGGCUCACACCUGGAUUGCCAACAACCUUAA